Molecule: messenger RNA, 1975 nt
Organism: Prorocentrum cordatum
Lineage: Eukaryota; Dinophyceae; Prorocentrales; Prorocentraceae
Source: the annotation of a GenBank genome assembly
AUCACCCUCCGUAGCCAAUUUGGCACAAGUCAUUUUGAGUCAAGAGGUUGAGUGUCAAGUGUAUCUUCUAGCUCACCUUUUUGAUCCAGGCGACUGGACCGCAUCAUCUUCUACAGCUCGCGAUUUUUUUACAACGAUGGACUCGCCGACGAGUCGGGGAACAUCUCAGCGGGUUCAAAGUGGCAUCCCCAGCGCCAUGUGCAACGCUUGCGGCUUCUGCGUCCCGCCUGGAAAAUGCAGUUUCACCAGUGUCACCACGGCCACGCCAACAACGGAAACUUGCGGAUCUUCCGCGUCUUACCCCAACAUCGCCGCGUUCGCACCAUACUCAGGUUCAGACGGCACUUUUGUUUCGUUGCCCAGUAUGCAGUCACUGUCCACCAUGCAGGAGUCCACCGUGAACUCGCUCCCCACCAUGCAGCUCCUGCCGCCCUGCGAGCAGAGCGACAGCGAGCCAUUGGAGACCGACGACGAGUUCGACCACCCGCGCGGGCUCGGGCGGGCGGAAGCCAGAGGAGGCUGCGCACCCCAGAACCCGCCCGAGAACGCGCAGGAGCCUCCGGCGGCAAGCUCGCGGCCGCCAGCAGGGCGCUGGAGAUGCAGCGGGCCAGGCUCCUGGAGCUGGAGCAGCUGCAGGCACAGCUGCAGCAGGAGGUGCAGGAGGCCAGGCAGAGGAUCCUCCAGCAGGAGGCCGACCUGACGGAGCUAGAGCUCCAAGAGGAUGAGCCCGUGGCCAGGGCGCUGGUGCCGAUCGAGAAGGCAGCGCCCGUCGCCCCUGGCGCUCCAGCCAUUACCACGCUCGUGAUCCGCAACCUUCCAAUGGCUGUGACGCAGGGCCACCUUCUGGUCCUCAUGGACCGGUCUGGCUUCGCGAACCGCUAUGACUUCGCCUACGUGCCAACGGACUUUCAGGCUCGGACUACGAAGGGCCACGCGUUUGUAAACUUUGUCACCCCAGGUGACGCCCUCGAGUUCAUCGCCGAGUGGAACGGGUCGCGGCUGGCCAUGGCUGGACCCGCCGCGCCCGUCCUCGAGGUCAUGGCGGCACAGCUGCAGGGCUACGAGGAGAACGCCAGGAGGUGGAGUGCGAGGCGGCUGCGUCGCACGAAGAACCCUGAGCUCCACCCUUUCUUCGCCCAGAGGUGAACGGUCGGCUGCGCAAAUCGAGUGUGAAAAGGAGAUGAAGGCGGAGAGCAAUACACGUUGAUGAUGAGGAGCUCACAUGGACCUUAACUUCUCAUCCAUGGGUUGGGUGUCAAAAUAUCCCGAGGAGAUCGAUGGCAUAUUGGGGUCGAUGUCAAGCGGUGAUCCUCUCCUUUCCUCCUGUCUGUCGCUUCUCUGUACUUGAUAUUUUAUAUGACACGUGAACCUGGCAAAGUAUGUGCCAGACCUUUAAAUGCUAAGUUUCCUUGGCUGCCCGAGUUGUGGCUGACAGCGUCUGACACUAUUUGAGUUUUUUCACGACCCUGCAUUCCUUGUGUGCUGGCUCUGCUUUUUGAACACGGCUGUGUAGACUGGGAUCGUUCCAUUGGGUGGUGAAACAUCCGCUUAUCCCCAUACCGUUCGAUCCGCCGUUCUGUCUCUCAGCUUACCUCCAUGUAGUUCCAUAUCGUGUCCUCACCAAUUCCAUGUCUUUCGUUGGUCGUGCUCACGAGGGCCUCGGUCUGGGCGCUGUCCAGUCAGAUCGGCCGAGGCAUCCAAUCAGAGCAUGGUUCGAGCAUGUUGAGCCUAGGCCUUGUACAAGUUGUCAUUUAGACAGCAGCUCGACACCGCGUUGCUUCGCGUUGCUGCGAACGCAGGACAGCCCCCUCGCUCUUCCUCGUCGUCCUCCUCCUCCGUUUGCUCCCGCGUUGCCUUUUUGCCGGUCGGAUUGUGUUUCAUUUUGGGUUGAGCCGUGUGGGCUCCGAUUCCCGAAUGCGGCGUCGACUCUGGCGUGACGCGAGCAUCGCCAACAUCAUGCCCCACCAGAACGAAA